Messenger RNA from Sorex fumeus (smoky shrew), 1477 nucleotides. RefSeq names its product alpha-methylacyl-CoA racemase (gene AMACR). The record is from RefSeq and is a predicted model, not a curated record. Gene Ontology annotation, molecular function: alpha-methylacyl-CoA racemase activity. Lineage: Eukaryota; Metazoa; Chordata; Mammalia; Eulipotyphla; Soricidae. Gene Ontology annotation, cellular component: mitochondrion. Gene Ontology annotation, biological process: bile acid metabolic process. The transcript is spliced from 5 exons. The coding region runs from base 16 to 1164 and encodes 382 amino acids.
GGCUCCAGGGAUGCCAUGGCUCUGCGGGGCGUCUCGGUGGUGGAGCUGGCCGGCCUGGCCCCGGGCCCUUUCUGCGGCAUGGUCCUGGCGGACUUCGGCGCGCAGGUGGUGCGUGUGGACCGGCCCGGCGUCGGCGGCGACGUGAGCCUCUUGUCCCGGGGCAAGCGCUCGCUGGCGCUGGACCUGAAGCGGCCGCGGGGAGCUGCCGUGCUGCGGCGCCUGUGCGCGCGGGCCGACGUGGUGCUGGAGCCUUUCCGCCACGGUGUCAUGGAAAAACUCCAGCUGGGCCCCGAAACUCUGCAAAGGGAGAACCCAAGGCUCAUCUAUGCCAGGCUGAGUGGAUUUGGACAAUCUGGAAGAUUCUCCCAGGUCGCUGGCCAUGAUAUCAACUAUUUGGCCUUGUCGGGUGUACUGUCUCGACUUGGCAGAAGCGGUGAGAAUCCAUAUGCCCCCCUGAAUCUCGUAGCUGACUUUGGCGGUGGGGGCCUCAUGUGUGCCCUUGGCAUCGUGCUGGCUCUUUUUGAACGAACACGCUCUGGCAGAGGUCAGGUCAUUGAUGCCAACAUGGUGGAAGGAGCUGCGUAUUUAAGUUCUUUUCUGUGGAAAACUCAGAAUACUGGGCUGUGGGAUAUGCCACGAGGGGAGAACCUGCUAGAUGGUGGAGCUCCUUUCUACACAACAUACAGGACAGCCGAUGGGGGGUUCAUGGCUGUUGGGGCAAUAGAACCCCAAUUUUAUAAGCUGCUGAUCAAAGGACUUGGGUUGAAGUCAGAAGAACUUCCCAAUCAGAUGAGCACAGCCCAUUGGCCAGAAAUGAAGAAGACAUUUGCAGAUGUUUUUGCAAAGAAGACAAAGGCAGAGUGGUGUCAGAUUUUUGAUGGCACAGAUGCAUGCGUGACUCCAGUUCUGACUUUUGAAGAGGUUGCCCAUCACGGCCAUAACAAAGACCGGGGCUCAUUUAUCACAGAUGGGGAGAGGGGCACAAGUCCCCGUCCUGCACCUGUGCUGUCCAACACCCCAGCUACGCCUUCUUCCAAAAGGGACCCUCUGGUGGGAGAACAUUCUGAAGAGAUACUUAAAGAGUUUGGGUUCAGCCAGGAAGAAAUCAAUCAGCUGAAAGCAGAAAAAAUUAUUGAAAGUCACAAAAUACAAGCUAAUCUCUAAGUUCCAAGCCUUACUGUCCAAAUGAAUUUGAGUAUUGCAUUACACUAUUGAGUAAUACAUAAGAUCACUUGUGUGAAGAUGAAUAAAGAAUAUCACCAUGAUCCAACAAGACCCUAUCACUAAUGAUUGAAUUCUGAAAAUGGUUAACAGUGUAGUUUUUAAGAGGGAUUUUUUAAUUUGCUUAUGUUAAAUGCUAACCAUCUUUCUACCUCUCAUUUUACUUGAAAGAUAAUAUUUGAUAAUAUUAGAUCACUGCAUAUAAUAUACUUUAAUGUAAUAUGAUUUGUAUUAAAGAUUUUCUUCUCUAAACGUG